AUGUGGGAUAGGUACGAAAAAUAUACGAAAGCGACCUUGGGAAUUCGAGAUUAUAAAAGAAAACGAGCGGAAAACAGGCAAAAAUUGCGAAAUCCCCACCGAUUUAAAUUAGAACUUCUAGUAGUUCGUUCAAAUACAAUUUUACGUCGAUUAUUUAAAAACUGUUAUCAUCAAUUCUUUGGCCAGUCGUGGGAUAAUUCAACAACCUGUGACACUAACAGUUCAAAAACAUCAGUUCGAAGUGGUAAUUCAAAUGAUUGGGAUCAUACAACGUUGACUACACUUUUAUUGAAUACUAGUAGACUAAAAACAUUGAAUCAAAUUGAAGAACAACAGCUCGAUAGUGAAGAUAAGCUAUUAGUUCAAGUUAGAGAAAUUAGUGGUCAGUUAGCACAUCAUCCAACGAGAAAUGUAUCGGGUGAUGAAUUUAAUCAGUUAUGGCAACAAUUGAGAUCUAUUCUAGUUCACUUCGGCGAGGCUGAUUCUGAACUUGAUAAAUUAAAAGAUAAUAUUGAAGUUAAGUCGUCUAUAGAAACAACAAUAGACAGUGGAAACGUUAAGGAAGCCUUACCUGAACACGAUCGCGCUAUAUUCUAUUAA
Messenger RNA from Didymodactylos carnosus, 600 nucleotides. Lineage: Eukaryota; Metazoa; Rotifera; Eurotatoria; Philodinida; Philodinidae. The record is from the annotation of a GenBank genome assembly.